UCUCUGUGUUGUUCAGCACUAACGUGAAAUAUUCCCUCCGCUGCUCUCAUUGUGCAUCGCAGAGCCGGACGUCAUCAGCCGGCCAAUCGUUGGCUCCCACUAGGCAGCCACGGGUCUCGGUGGGAGGGAGUGGGGGCUGCUUUUGAAGGGAGAAGGCACUCUAAAAGUCUUCCCUCUUAAUAUCGUGCUCGUCUAGUUACUUGGCGCUGCCGCCACUUGGAAGAAACAUUGUGAAAGAGAGAGACAGUUUUGAUUUUUCUCAUAUGGUGGCCACAUGGCAAUUUUGGGAUUGAGCAAGCCUAAGAAUCAAAUUUUGGGACGUCUGAGCAGUCAAUUCUCAGAGGAUUUGAAUAAACAAGAAGGAGGUUGAAAAAUGACCUAAUUAGCAACCUGUGCUCUGCACAACCUGGGGCAAAUGUGUUCAUGGCACUCUCCCCAGUCGCAAGGCAGAUGCAUGCAUCACUGCACUUACAAUUAAAGUUCCCCUCAUUCCUCCUUGACAUCAGCCCAGUUAUUCCAUGGAUUCCUACAGCUUCCACUUUGAGAGAAUGAGCAACGUGGACCUGCAUCCUCUGAGCCUGCCCAUCACCCGGCUCUCCCCAGCCAAGUCCAACAGCAGCAUUGUAGAACAACUUGCCCACCACCAGCACGGCAAAGGAGACUCUGCCUAUAGCUCCUUCUCUGGGGGGUCCACUGCACCAGACUACCUGCCAUCACUUCACUUCCCGGAGGACCUGCAGUCCAACUCUUUCAGCCACUAUGCUGACCUUAAAUAUAUAAAGUCCAUUCAUCAUCCCUCCCAGGUUCUGCAUUCUAACGCAAAGACCAUGGACCAGUUGUAUCGUUCUAUGGAGGUGAUCUCACAGAACUAUCGCAACAGUACCUAUAACCACAAUGGCAAUGGCAGUUUCCAUACCAAUGACAAAGCAAUAUCAAAGGUGCAUUUUAGGGCUCCAUCCCAAGGUGAUUACCCUCCCAUUGGUCCUCCUCCAGUCCCAGCACGACAGGAUAGUUUCACAGCUACUAAAAACCUAGAAAACAGCAAGAGUCAACACAAUACUGAACCUCAAAAGCCCAGACCCCAUUAUCAUCACCAUCCACACCCCCACGGAGUGAUUGUCCACCAAAUGGGGACAGCUAAGCCAGGGUCAAGCACCUCUGUCAUCAGUCCAGAACUAGUGUACUCAGAUCGGAGGGCAGUGCCAGGAGCGGAGGUCCAGCAGCUGCCAAGCUACCGCUCUCAUGCUCCCUCUUAUGAACAAGACAGGAUGUCCAUGAACCCGCCCAAUCUUUUCAUCAUGGACAACAAAGCUUCCUCUGAGCAGCAGAAGUCUGUAAACUUUCUGAGACGAUCACCUCCCAAAGGUAUAAGCCAGUCUGAGCACCUGAAACCCAGACAUCCAUCAAGCGGGGGUGGGUGUAAUGGUGAGGAUCAUGGUAAUCCCGGUGAUGUCAGUAAUGAGUUUGAGAAUCCACGCAAAAGGGCGCAUUCCGCUUAUGAUUGGAUUGAGUCAGACCCAGCCCCUGUUUCUAGUCCUUGGAAUGCAGGUCAGACAGCCUUUAUCAACAGCAGCAUCCAGCAUAAGGGUCAGUUCUACUUUGUCACAGGAGUGUGUAAGCACUCUGAAGCCAGAAUGAGAACGUACUCUGCAUCUGUGAGUGGGUCUGAAGCUGUGAGUGAUUGCUCCACUGUAUUGGAAAGACCUCGACCAAAAGAGAGGGAAAGAUGUCACAGCACAAUGGAAAAUUUAUUUAUACCCAUUAAAGAGGUCCUGGAUGAGAAAGGCAGCCAGAGCAAGGACCUCAUACCAAGAAGUUCAGAUCAGGAGAAUCACAAACCCGCCCCCUUUUCAACACGGUCUUCAAAGAGUUGGGAUUCCUUUGAAGAAAUUGACACAGAGACUCAAGAGAUUGGGCGCCACACCACCACCAAUCCUAUAUUUUACUGUGGGCCUGAGAAAAACUCCCCACAUUCAACUUUACAAACAAAGGAAAUCCCCUCACUGGCCAUCAGUGAACCAUCCAACCAGCCAAAGCAAGAGGAGCAGGCAAAGAGGGGGAAAAGACAGCCACUGACAGAUGUAGGCAGUGAUAGAAUAAACAAAGAGACCACCCCGCUUCUCUACCAUCUCACUGAAGCUAACAGGACAACAAUGCAGUCACAAAAGGAUGCUGAAUUUAGUAUGAAUGAUAAAGAUGCUCCCCCAAAGAAAGCAUGUGUAAGAGAUGUGUCUAUAAAGAACGGGAAACCUAUGCAAGGGGAUGCGACCAAGAAUGAAACGGGGGGAGUCAACUCUGGUGCCUGCAACACCCUGGAUGACUCUUAUAAAAAAUACUACAAGGAGAAGCUGAAGGAUGCCCAGUCUAAAGUCCUGAAGGAGACGUCAUUUAAAAGAAGGGAUCUGCAACUGGCAUCAACCCAUUGCCCCAGGCCAAAACCUGAGCAGAGAUCUCCCAUGAUUCACUCUUUCUCCUCAUCACAAGAUUCUGAGACUUCCACAGACACCCUCACCCCAUCAGUGGCCUCUGAUGAGACAGAAAGAGGGACCAUAGUGGAAGAGGUGAGGCAGAGUCCUAAACAGAACACAGAGACGGUAAGAGAAAAUAGGAUGUCUGCAAAUGUGGCCCAGCCCCAGGUGGCGACACGAAUCGGGGGCCGAAAGCGAUUGACUCCAGAGCAGAAAAAGAUGUGCUACUCUGAACCGGAGAAGCUCAACCGGCUUGGUGGUGGCCCCAGCCACUCGGCUUGUCGCUCCUUUAGCAACGAAAGUGACGUGCUGCUUGCAGUGGACAGUGAGUGGCAGGAUCACGUGCACCCAGGAGAGCAAGGACUGGUGGCAGCACGUAGGAAGUUGUUUGAGACUCGGUGUCGCGCCCUCUCUGCCUCUAGCGCUUCAAGGACAAAUCUGAAGCACCUGCAACAUAAGGCACUAGUGGCUUACAUGGAGCGCAAGACAGGCCAGAAAGUGGCGGAACCCCAGCUACCGGGUCCUCAGCAACCAAUACCCCCCAGACAGAGGCACUCUCUGGGAGAGAAACCAUUUGACUGGGGUCCCAGGCCUUUAUCAGCAAGUACUGAGAGCAGUCACCCCAGAAAGAAACUUAACAGACCCCAAUCUGCAGGACGCAUCCUUGAUUCCUCCACAAGCUCCAUCAGGUAUGCCCAGUUUUUCUCAGCACAACCAUCUACAGGCCAACCCCCAGGGCAAUCAAACCAACACAGAUGGAAGGAAAGACAGUAUCUAUCCCAUGGCAAGUAUGCCUCUGUGGAGAGUCUCUUGGACCAACCAGAAGCCCCUACAAUUUUCAGGAACAGAUCCACAUCCACACCACAUGCAUUUCAGGCCCAGGACUAUAAAAAUGAUCCAGAGACAGUUAAUUCUACCGAAGCCUGCAGUGUCCACAAGAGUAUGGGCUCUGCACUGAGCUCAACGCCUGAGGCCCAACAGCAAAUCCGUGUGAUAGCACAGAGGGGGAAGUCCAUGGAAGAACUCGAGGCAUUCAAGUUAACAAGGAUGUCAGCUAUGAGUAAGAGUUCUGAGCAACUGGAUCAAGCGUGCCGAGACAUCAGGAACGUUUCAUUCCUCGCUGAGGUCAGGGAAGCUCAGGGGAAGGAAUUGGGGAGGAAGAAUUAUGGGUUGAAUCCAGCGGAGAAAACAGACAUUUCUGACCUGAAGGCACAGACACAAAUCGAUACACAGAAAAAGUCCAGCUUGAAGCAUAACUCCGACCCAGCGCUGGUAGAUGGGGAGGAUGUUGGACUUAACCCCACAACAGGAAGAAGAACCUUAAGUGGAUCCCACUCCCCGACUUCUUGCUCGUCCUCAAGGGGCAAAAGACAAUCUUCUGGAUCUCGCAGUCCUCCCACAGAUAAGUUCCUGUCUAGCAAACCUCCCAUUGAGGCACCUUCCUACAUGCAUUCCUGUGGAGACCCAGAGACCAUUGAGAAGGAGGUCCUGUCUACUUUGUCCUCCACCACACAGAUAAAACAACCUUCUGAAAACAGACCAAGCUCCAGGGGUAUCCGAAGUUCUUCUGAACAGUCAGUGGUUGAAGCAGGCAAAGAUGCCCAUAAAGUGUCAUUGAGCUGCGGUGUGACCACAGAUCUGUCCUUGUGGAUCCUCCCUUCAGAGGAGGAACAGCCCAAAGAGGACGUACAGACGCCAGACUCUGUUUUCGACGAACCUGCCAUUUUGCACCUUCCUUGUCAGACGAGCGAAACCUCGGUGUCUGCCUGCGUAUCGGUUUAUGAUCAGCAGGUUGCAAAUGAGAAAAAUUCCAAGACAGAAGAUAAGGAGUCCAGAGAGAAUGAGGAGCUCGAGGAGAAGCAUACACCAGAGGGAGAAACGGAGAACUUGGAGAGUCCUACCAAGAGACCGCAAUGGGAGGAGCUGGUUGAGGCCGUGGUGAAGGCAGACCAGUCGCUGGCCCCCGCUCUCUAUCCUCUAGCCAAUCGUAAGACAGCGCUUAUGCUGAUGGAGCAACUGCUGUCUGAGGACACGCUGCUGAUGGAGGAGCACUAUAAGAAGAAACAGGAGCAAAAGGGAGCUGAAGAAAGUUGCGAGACCGAGCCACCUCUGUCAACCGAUGGCCUUAAAGCUGCAAACAGAGAAGUCCGUAGUACUGUUGACCUCACUGACAAGAAGAGCGUGCUGGUGUGCUACAUCGAGGAGCGUCUGCGUUCACUGGAGGAGACGCGGGGCGUCCUCCAAGCGGAGAUCCAGGAGAACGUAGCCCACGGUGAGGCUCUGGAGGCUUUGGUCCACGAGCGAUGUCUGCCCCUGGAGUUGGAGAGGUACAACCUGUUCAUUGGGGACCUGGAGAGGGUGGUAAACCUGCUUCUGUGCCUCUCCGCCCGGCUGGCCAGAGUCCAGAAUGCCCUGAGCACGGUGGACCAGGACACGGACGUCGAGGAGAAGCAAUCUCUGGACAGCCGUCACCGUCUGCUGUGCAAGCAGCGGGAGGACGCCAAAGACCUAAAGGACAACCUGGACCGACGGGAGAGCCUGGUGUCCACCUUCCUGUCCCGCCAGCUGAGUGCUGAGCAGGUGCGCGACUACCGGCGCUUCGUGCAGACCAAGGCCUCGCUGCUCAUCCGUCACAAGGACCUGGAGGAGAAGACGAGGCUCGGCGAGGAGCAGCUAGAGGCCCUCACCAAAAGCCUCCGUGUCUGAGGGGAGCCAUUUUCUUCAGUAGCGCUCACUGGUCUAAACCGGUUCGGACGAGCCGCUAAUCGCCCCCGCUUCCUGACACUUCUCAACCCCACUGUGCCUUGACUUCAGCGUCGCUCCGGCUGACUGGAGUUCAUCUGCAGUUCUCCUCUUCGUCUACAGGGGGAGCCCCCUAGUCUUGUUCACACAGAAAACCUGUUAACAGAAGCUAUUCAUCAGACUCUCAUUUCUCUCAGCCGUCAGCCUUCAUCCCACAGACAUGCUCGCAAUCCCCUUCCUCCUUCCACUGGCCCCGCCUCCUACUCACUCAGCCAAUCACAAUUCACAGACACCUUCAUGGCCUCACAGACAGUAUUUAGAAAACGCUUUGAUUUAUAAAACAAUGCAUGUUUUGUGCGAAUUCAGAUGUCGCAAAACAAUUUAACUUUAACUGAAACAGUAAUACAUUUAAUCUUUAUAAGUUCCGCCACAAGAAAUUGUCUUUAAAACAAUCCAUCUUACGCAACUGCUGGUUUGCACCAGUCUGUGGUAGGUAUAGUAGCCACAAAUUGUACUCAAGUAAGAGUACUGUUACUUUAGAAUAAUAUGACUUAAAUCAAUUUAAAAAGUAGUCCUCAAAGUAAUUACUUAAGAGUAAGUAUUCAGAUUUUUAAAAAAAAACUACUCAAGUUUUGAGUAACUGAUGAGUAAUUUCUGCUUGUCUUUAAAAUAACUAUGUCUACCCUCAUGAACAUCGUUAUAGGGUCACCAAGCAGUUCAUGUGUCUGUCUGGCUCCGUUUGAUUGGUCAAAUGGAGUCAAACGUCACUAGUAGUUCUAUUGGAUUGGUCAAACAGAGUUAUGUGACAUUGCACAAGGCGGAGGUCUUUCUGACAUAGCAAAACAUUUACAUCACGCAAGCAAUAGUAGAUUGAUAAAAAUAAAAGUAGUGAGCGGAAUGUAGCUUCAUGUAACAAAGUAAAAGGACCAGUUCUUUUUUCUUUUUGUAAAAUAAUCUAGUAAAAGUAAAAUAUUUGUUGCAUUAAAACUACUCUGACAAGUACAAUUAUUCCGAAAUAUUACUAAGGUAAAUGUAAUGGAGUAAAUGUAGCACGUUACUACCCACCUCUGGCUCCACUUCACUACUGCAAAGAAUACUCUCCUCCAAUAAUUUUUAUUAAUAGCGAGUAGCUGUGUUACAUGAAUUGGUGUUAAGAAUUUUACAAGUUCUGACUGUGAGGCACUGAAGGUAUCUGAAUUUGAUUGGAUGAACAAGUCGGGGGGUGGGGCUUCGAGGACGACAGGGAGAGUGGGCAAUUUUGUGUUCGGAGGCACAGCGAGUUGACAACUGAAAAAAAAUAUCAACGACAUAAUCGAAGUCAACUCGACGAUCAUCACCUUAGCAUCAACGACAAAAAAAAAAAAUCUGAAGUCGUUGAAUCCCUACAGGGCCGCAGAAAUACGCCACCCUGCCUUUGUCAGGGCUCUGAUAGUACCAGAAUGUCGCCAGGUCAUCUUCGCCCACCCGUUCGUAGGGAAAGGUGGAAAAAUCCCCGGCUAUAGUGUAAAAUGAGGCUAUUGUUAUCUCAGCUUUAAGCAGCAUAGGAGAGUCACCUGUAGAUCAAGGCACUAAAAAAACCAAAAGAAAAGGUGCACGUCAACAACAAAAAAAGCACUUUGUAAACAAUACGUACGUAAAUGCACAUUUCUCCAUUUGAAAAUCAAACAGCCUUACUCCAUCCUACUAUGACACAUUUCUCUUCUUUGUCCACUAUUGUGAACAAGAUCACUGUCAUGUUGUUUGAAUUUUAGUUUUAAAGGUACGUUAAGGACUUUGUGCAAAUGCUGUUGUAGCAAAAAAGAAGAAAAAAGAUGAUUUCAAACUGCAUGCAGCGCUCUUAAAAAUGCAUCGUCACAGUGGAACCUUUGAAGUUGAAUGCUAUCUCUUCUGUUAUGCGAGUUGACUUCCAAGCUGUUCCACAAAACACAUUAUUACACAUUAUUAUUAUAUUUUUUUAUGGGAAGGCAUGUCAAAUGAAAUUGAUGGUAUCCUAACAUUUUUAUGAAGUGUAAGGCAAUGUUUUGAUUAACCUUAACAACCAUAAACAAGAACGACUGUACAAUAAAACUAAAACUCAAGCUCCUGUAUCUAGACAGGAAUCAGUUUUUGUUGACCAGCAUUUUAGCCAUUUUGCAUUCAGCUAUGUGUUAUUUACAUUAGCACUCACUUGGAGAAAUCAGUCUGUAUAAACUCUAUGUGAGUACGAUUUUAAUAAUUGAAUUGUGCAACGUUGUGCCGAGCAGUCAGACGCUCACUGUGUCGCAAUAAGUUGCACUUCCUGUUUUACGGUUAUCUUCACACCAUAAUUACCAAUUAUGGUGUGAAGAUAACCGAUAACCUUUUAUGACGUCACACACGAUUAGGGUUGGAACUUGCAUAGUUGAGACAAUUUUGGUUGAAUUCCAAAUUGUACUUCGGGGAUUCCACUCUAAUGAGUGUUCAACUUCAGGGGUUCCAUUCUAACGAUUGUUCAAAUUCUGGGGUUCAACUUCGAGCCUUCCACUCUAAUGAAUGUUAAACUUUGGGGGUUCUUUUCAAAUGAGUGGUCAACUUCAGGGGUUCCACUCAAAUGUUCAACUUCAGGGUUCCACUCUCAUGAAUAUUCAGUUUCUGGGAUUCCACUGAAAUGAAUGAGAUUUUGUCACCUCCCCUGUCCAUUGAAUUCUUGAUACUUGAACUGGAGAUCUUGACAAACCUAGUUACUCACAGAAUUCCGUCAUUAUAAUUUUUGAAAUCAUGUUUUAACAUUCACGAAAGUCUGAGCCGACACGUCCGAUUUGUACUUAAGUGAUGUUUGUUCAACAUCAGGAACAUGUGCAGUGUGUGUUUGUGUGAAUGUAGUGUGCGCGUAAACGUUUUUGCUGUGGUAGGUUUUCAACAAUAUUCAUGUUUGUCAUGAAUGAAUCUGAACUCUGAUCAUCCCUCAGGAAAUGACCUGAAAGGAAAACGCACUCAUCCAAUGUGUGCUGUGGACUAUUUUGUAUCAUAUAUUUAUGUUUUAUGGUUUUUGUUGAAGCCGCAAAGUGGAUUCCGCAUCCCCUCCAUCUUGUUUCCCAGUGGGAAGUUUUGCAAAACAAAUCUUGUUUGUUUUGGCCCACUAACACUUUUCUUUUUCACUGUUACUUAGUUGUGACGUGGUCUUUCUUAACGGGGCAGAGACGUUUCACUUAUUUUAAUGACAUCACAAAUGCUUCCAACACCCCCCCCCCCCCCCCCCCCCCCCCCCCGCUGCUGAGUCACACGUGCCUGUUUGGAGUUGUAAAUUCCACUUUGUUUGUCUUACUGUCAAUAAAUUAAGAACCUUCCCCCAUUAAA
Molecule: messenger RNA, 8525 nt
Organism: Phycodurus eques (leafy seadragon)
Lineage: Eukaryota; Metazoa; Chordata; Actinopteri; Syngnathiformes; Syngnathidae
Gene: shroom1
Product: shroom family member 1
Exons: 9
Coding region: 519-5174 (1551 amino acids)
Biological process (GO): actin filament organization
Cellular component (GO): adherens junction; apical junction complex; apical plasma membrane
Molecular function (GO): actin filament binding
Source: RefSeq, a predicted model, not a curated record